This is a messenger RNA of Paracoccidioides lutzii Pb01, 462 nucleotides long. RefSeq names its product histone H3. Gene Ontology annotation, cellular component: nucleosome. The coding region runs from base 1 to 462 and encodes 153 amino acids. The record is from RefSeq and is a predicted model, not a curated record. The transcript is spliced from 3 exons. Gene Ontology annotation, molecular function: protein heterodimerization activity; structural constituent of chromatin; DNA binding.
AUGGCUCGUACCAAAAUGACUGCAAGAAAAUGUGUUCAACAGAGAGGGGCAAAAAAAAAUAUAGCCAGCAAGGCAAGAAAGGGGGGAAAGCAUCCUCCAGGACAGCAUGUGGCUCAUGUGAAACCUCGACGUCGCUAUCGUCGAAAAGCUGGCACCACUGCUCUCCGUGAAAUCCGCCGUUAUCAGCGUGAUGUUGAGCUUCUUAUUCACAAGCUCCCAUUCCAGCGUCUUGUCCGUGAAAUUGCAGCAGAUAUAUAUGGUGAUCUUCGAUUUCAAGCAUCUGCAAUUCUGGCUUUGCAGGAGGCUGCAGAGGCGGUUUUGAUUGAUGAAUUCACAAUGACAAAUCUAUGCGCCAUCCAUGCCAAACGUGUUACCAUCCAGGAAAGGGAUAUGAAAUUGGUGCAGAGGUUGCGACAAAUCAUGACAGGCAGUCGCAUCCCAGGACGUGGAAAUGGUUAUUAG